This is a messenger RNA of Hipposideros armiger (great roundleaf bat), 1476 nucleotides long. RefSeq names its product keratin 39 (gene KRT39). Bases 1 to 1476 code for a protein of 491 amino acids. Gene Ontology annotation, molecular function: structural molecule activity. The transcript has 7 exons. Lineage: Eukaryota; Metazoa; Chordata; Mammalia; Chiroptera; Hipposideridae. Gene Ontology annotation, biological process: epithelial cell differentiation; intermediate filament organization. Gene Ontology annotation, cellular component: cytoskeleton. The record is from RefSeq and is a predicted model, not a curated record.
AUGGAUACCAAGGGCCAUACAACAACUACUUCUUCUUCAACGCCAUGCCAAAGCUGCUCUAGGAUUACAAAUUUUAGGAUCAUCUCUUCUAACACCAGCUGCCAACAUGGUGGUCUUGAAGCCAACAGCUGCCAAUCAACUGGCCAUGUUCUGAGAACUCUCCAGUCCCAGAGCUGCCAACCCACUCUUUGCUUUUGUCCUAUGCCCAUCUGCUUGAUACACAACUUCAACGCCUGUCCCUCUCUGGACAGUGGCUGGUGUGGUGAAGGCAUCAACAGUAACGAGAAAUUGACCAUGCAAAUCUUGAAUGACCGCCUUGCUAGCUACCUGGAAAAGGUGCGGAUGCUGGAACGAGAGAACACGGAACUGGAGUGUAAAAUCCAGGAAGAGUGUAACAAAGACCUCCCUGUCGUAUGUCCAGAUUACCUGUCCUACUUUGCUACCAUUGAGGAGCUCCAGCAGAAGAUCUUGUGUACCAAGGCUGAGAAUUCCAGACUGGUCUCACAAAUUGACAACACCAAACUGGCUGCUGAUGACUUGAGAGUCAAGUAUGAAGCUGAGAUGUCCCUGCGCCGGCUAGUGGAGGCAGAUGUCAACGGCCUACAGCAGAUCCUGAAUGCACUGACCCUGGGCAAAGCGGACCUGGAGGCACGAGUCCAGUCUCUCAAGGAGGAGCUCCUUUGCCUCAGAAACAGCCAUGAAGAGGAAAUCAAUUGCUUACAGAGCCAGCUUGGAGACAGACUCAACAUUGAAGUGACUGCUGCCCCUUCUGUGGACCUAAACCGGGUUCUACAAGAAAUGAGAUGUCACUAUGAGUCCAUCAUGGAGACAAACCGUGGAGAUGUGGAACAAUGGUUCAACAUGCAGAUGGAGGAGCUGAACCAGCAGGUGGUGACCAGCUCUCAACAGCAGCAGUGCUGCCAGACGGAGAUCAUCGAGCUGAGACGAGCCAUGAAUGCUCUGGAGGUUGAACGACAGGCCCAGCACCGCAUGAGGGACUCCCAGGAAUGCAUGCUGACAGAGACAGAGGCCCGCUACACAGCCCUGGUGGCCCAGAUCCAGUGUCUGAUCGAUAACCUAGAGGCUCAGCUGGCAGAGAUCCGAUGUGCUCUGGAAAGGCAGAACCAAGAAUACGAGAUUCUGCUGGACGUCAAGUCCCGGCUGGAGUGUGAAAUUGCCACAUACCGCAGCCUGCUGGAGAGCUCAGAUGGCAAGCUUCCCUGUAACCCGUGUGCCACCAAAUGCCAGCCUUCCGCUUGCACAUGCAGUAAGGCCAGAGCCAUGAAAGGCACAGCCCCAGCGCACACCUCAUCUUCAGACUCCCGUGGGCUACCCGAGCCCUGCAUCGCCUACAGAGCCCUGCCCCCACUGCUGGUUAAAAUCCGCACCAUCACCAAGGAGAUUAAGGAUGGGAAAGUCAUUUGUUCUCACGAGCAUGUGCAGCCUUGCUUCAUCAUCCGAGCUGCCAAAGUCUAA